AAAUUUCCCUUUCGGGAAGCAUAAAAAUGAACCCGACUUUGAGUCGGAACACACUCCAGGAUCCAACAUAUUAAGCCCCUUGUCGACCAUCGGCGUGAACUCGCAUUACUGUAAUGCUCAUCUUGUUUUAUGUCUGAUUGCCGCAACUUUCUGCAUCGCUAUUCUGGGCUCUGCUGCUCUCAUACUAUGUUGCACAGCAUAUGACUCCGACAUGUCACAAUUGUAGGCUUCAUCCUGAACCUUGAGCCUGCUGUGGCUGGACACGCAGUAUAUCAGACAGAAACCAAAUACAUAUGUCUUGUCAACUGCGACACGCAACAUAAUUUACUGUGGCAAUCCGUUAUUGUGGCUUGUGAUGGAUUUUCGUGUCUCCGUGAAUCUCCUUCCGUCUCUAGUUCUGUGCCCAAAACCACCUUGUAUUUCAACUCACUUUGGUUUUACCAGCUUUAAUUACCAUUCUGACUUGUUUUGGCGUUUCUAUCGGCCUCACCAGUCAAGGAGAGGCUGAUGAUCAGGUUGAUGCGGUCGCUAUAGCGGGGCCGGGCAAGAUCUUGACAUGAACGCUCACAGCAACAAGGGCCGUUCUCAGACCUGCAGUGGACACUAUGUGCCCUAAUUGGUAACAUAAGGGCGUACAAAUACCUGUUCUCUUCUCUCCUUAUCUCCCUUCUCCUUCGCGCCUUGUCUGAUCCUGUUGUAACUCUCGAUCUGCUACCAAUUUGACCGCAUCGCUAUCUCGAGGCAUGGGUACUGGCAUCCGAACCGUGGAGAUGGCGAGGAAGCAGCUGCCCCGUCUUUCUAUAGACUCAUCAUGUUCUUAUCGCGACGACUACGAAGCUUCACCGACUUCAAGUGUCUCCUCAGCUCGUGCUAGCAUCGCAACCUCGUUUGAUACUCCUUCAAGCGCGGGGAUCUUCCAUGUGCUUUGCCUAUAUGAUUUCAAGGCGGGGGACGUAGACCAGCUAUCGUUCAAGAAGAACGAGGUGCUAGACAUAGUGAAGCAGGAGGACUCGGGCUGGUGGGCUGCUCUUCGAGAGAAUGAUCACACCGUAGGUUGGAUACCCAGCGCUUAUGUGGAACCCAUUUCCGAGCAAACAGCAGAGCGUUUGCGUCGAAAGACUGUUGCCAAGGAGGAUGUUCGAGUACAAGACAUUACCGAACGAGCAUACACAACCGGGGCUCUUGGUACAGAGUACGAAUAUGUUUCGCCUGGGGAUGCUAUGCGAGCCUUCGACUGGAUGCCUGUCGGCGAACACAAGCCUUCACCAGUGUUUGUCACAAGAAAUGAUCUCAGCCCUGGCGGCGGAUUCCCUUCAGAUGUGAUAUCGCCAGUGUUCAGCCCAUUGAUUCUGGACAGGGAUUCGGACAGCAUCUUAACUGCGGAGCCAGAGGAUGAUCUUGGUCAAACCAUUGAAGUCCAUACGAAACCUGUUCCAUACCCACCCUCACCUGUAACGCCGAUGCCGAAACCACCCAUCAAGUCAAAGCUACCGAUACAUAAACGUCCGAUACGUUCCAUGUCGACGCCUUUACCUUCAACUGGACAUUCGCCGGUCAAAGCUCGCUCAGAGCCCAGUAACACUUCGAUUGUGCUAAACCGCAAUCUCCGGAGAAGAAGGCCGGUCCUUAUUGACGAUAGCAAUUCUCUUAGCCGGCUCUCAACUUUGUUUGAGUCGAGCAACGUUGACGAAGUAGACUUUCUUGCGAGCAGUCCGGUGGUUGCGGGGUCUAUUGAGGCAUAUUCUCCCAAUCGCAUGGCACGUUCACAUACACCGAGGUUGGAUAAGGUUAAACAGAUUACCGGAGAAGACGAGGCACAGGCCUUGUAUGACGCAUGGGCGACGCAUGAUGCUGUUCCAUGGUUUCUUCGGUCAGACUCUGGUUCUGAUGAGUUAAAGCUGGAGUUCGACGGAAGUGUCACUGCUGGCACAGUGGCAGCACUGGUAGAGCGAUUGACCUCGGAGCCUCUCAAGCCUGAGCAAGGACCUCAGUUUCGACACGCUUUCCUAAUGACAUUCAAAACAUUUGCUACUCCGGAUGAAGUGCUCGACCUACUUCUCAAACGAUACGAUAUGAAGACACCUCUAGGCCUCUCUGAUGCAGAGCUCGACCUGUGGAGAACGAAGAAGUUAUUACCAACGCAAAAGCGAGUGUUAGGCGUCUUUGCCGUCUGGAUGGAACACCACAGGUUGGUCCAGGACGAUCCGCCAGUAGCGAGACGGCUGCAGGAAUUCUUGUCAGGAAUUGUGGAACCCGCUCCAAAUAGAGUACUUGCUAAGCAGGUGAUGAGUGUAUUGGAGCGCAAGACCUUUGACAUUCCCUCAUCACCGAAGUCCGCUGUCUCUCCCACAAAGAAGGGGAAGAAAAGCAAGUCUCCGAAGGGUGACCUGUUCAAGAUGGAUCCAUCAGCCGUGGCUGAGCAUCUCUGCUUGUAUGACCAUAGGCUCUAUUCUAGGAUACAACCCAAGGACUGUUUUGACUACGUGAAGAAACAAUCCCGCCAAGGUGAUGCUAGUAGUCUAGCAAGUUUCUGUGCCACACACGAUCGUGUAGCUGCAUGGGUCAAGUCAUCUAUUUUGGAGACCGAGAAGGUGACUAAACGAGCGGAUGUGGUCGACUUUUGGGUAAAGGUUGCCGAGGUAUAAAUGCCGUACCAUGAACAAUUUCGCUUCUCUCAGUGCAAUUGUGACCGCACUUUCCAGUGUUGUCAUCACAAGGUUGAGCUUGACGUGGGCCUACGUUGGGCGAGCUUCGCAUCUAGACUCGCUCACCAAAUGCAACGAUCCAUCGGGGAACUUCUCUGCAUACCGAAUCCUCCAACAAGCCGUCGACGGGGCAUGCGUCCCUUUCGUGGGCAUGUACUUGACGGACAUCAUACAUAUCAACGACCAACACCUUGACAACACUUUCAUCACUGCCAACAAUAGCACGACUCUCGUUAACUUUGUAAAGAGGCAGAAAUGGUCCGAUGUUGUCAGUGCUAUGCUUCAACAUCAGGGGAAACAGUAUCCUUUCGUGGAGGUCCCGGCGACUAUGGUUUUUAUUGAGUCGAAUCUCACACAGGCAGAAGAGAUCGACACGGAUGCGUUUUGGAGUAAAAGCCAGGAGGUCCAACAGUCUGAAAUCGAAUGCGCAGAUAUUCGAAAGGGCUUGGAAAUGGCUGGAUUUUGAUCUAAGCUCGUCUUGGGAUUUAUGAGAUAUCUACACACAAACCGGUUUGGGAUUUGGAUGCCUUUCAUCGCUGGCGAGGGAAAGGAAAGGGAUCAUCUUGCUGUAUUUCUAUCCUUCAACUGUAUCCGUUAGAUAAUUGUAAUCACACAUUCAGAAUCACAACUAGACGUUGAAACGUUGAACAUUUCCGAACAACGCCGUGAAUAGUUCGCUCCGUAUGUGAGGUGGUGAUAAGAAGGAAAGUCCAAGUGAACAGAAUAACGACUAGAAUAGACUACAAGGUGUGCC
Messenger RNA from Somion occarium, 3459 nucleotides. The record is from the annotation of a GenBank genome assembly. Lineage: Eukaryota; Fungi; Basidiomycota; Agaricomycetes; Polyporales; Cerrenaceae.